Messenger RNA from Procambarus clarkii (red swamp crayfish), 2809 nucleotides. The record is from RefSeq and is a predicted model, not a curated record. Lineage: Eukaryota; Metazoa; Arthropoda; Malacostraca; Decapoda; Cambaridae.
GUCAUUGUUAGUGUGCACGAGGCCGAGGCGAGAGUGGCAACACCGUCACACUACCAGGACCCCACUAACAACUGCACUCCAGCGUCACACCCGACAGUUCGAUCCCAGCGUCCUACACACACCUCGCCACAACAAUCUGAACAUUUCCUACAAGGCAGGUGUGACUGAUGCCGUAAAACCAGUUGCAUUCCAAGUGAUACUGUACCAGGUAUUGAAAAUCCAGUGUGUGUCUGGUCUUGCCCCAGCUAGAAAGGUAUCACACUUGUGACAAGCUUUUAACUAGCUUCCCCAUGAAAGCACAAUGCCCAGCUUACCGGAGGCAGUAGAUAUGAAAUAUGGUGAUGAAUGUCCAGAUGCACAAGUAACAGAAGUGGCCUGCGUGGCACUUACCCUUAAGCGGUCUGGUCGCCAGCGGCUUCCAUCAGUACUCAUUCUUUCUGAAUGUGACAUAGAAAAAGCUGGAGAUGAGGAGGAAGUGGAGAGGAAAUGUGAAGGAGUACGAGAACUAGACUUGUCGAGGAAUAAACUCAAGGAAUGGAAAGAGGUAUUCAAAAUACUGCGGCACUUGCCUUCACUAGGCUUUCUUAAUCUGAGUUAUAAUUCUUUUGAAGCCCCCAUAACGGACCCUUCAGAUGUUGUGAGCCUCACAAAUUUAACUCGGCUUGUGCUCAAUGGAACGUCACUCCCCUGGAAGGAUGUCCAUAUUCUUCUUGAAAAUGCUCCAAGAGUAGAAGAAUUGCAUCUUUGUAAAAAUGGAUACCAGAAGGUAGAGACAACUUCAAAGCAGUAUGCUUCAGUCAGUCGAGUCCACUUCAAUAAUAAUCCCAGUACAGAUUGGCCAGAGAUUGAAUCUCUCGGGCAGAUGUUUCCGUACCUGGAAGUGUUGAUCCUGGCAGAAUGUCCACUGAGCACCCUGACCAAAGAUGGACACUAUCGUGAAAAUUUCCCCAAUCUCAAAUACCUUUCCCUCAACAGCACAAAAAUUUGCACCUGGGAUUCAGUAGAUCUAGUCAACAAGUUUCCUAAACUAACAGAGUUAAGACUACAGCAGUGUCCAUUAUAUGAGAGCUAUAAAGAUGAAGAGAGACGACAGCUAACAAUUGCCAGACUCUGGAGAAUUCAAAGAUUAAAUGGUGGGGCAUUAAUCACUCCAGAAGAGAGAGAAAAUGCAGAACGAGCAUUUAUUAGAUACUACAUGAAUGAAGACAUGCGACCGAGUAGAUAUGAAGAGCUUGUUCACCAGCAUGGAGAGUUAGAUCCCUUGGUGGAAGUCAGUCUUCAGCCUGAGAAAGAAGUACAAGUAACAAUCCGGUUUGGUGAAGUAACCAUACAAAAGGUUAUAAGUGUUUACUCUAGAGUCUUGGAUUUGAAGAAGGAACUUGAGCCAAAGUUUGGGUUGUCGCCCAGUAAAAUGCGGCUCUUUUACCACGACAAAGGUUUGGAUUCUGGUGUUGCCUAUGCACCUGAGGAACUCAAAAUUAACAGCAAGCAAUUGUACACCAUCAAUAUCCAUUCUGGGGAUGAAUUCAUUGUUGAGCCCAAGGUUAUUAAGCCAUGAGAUAUGACAGCAAACAAAACUGAGGUAUUUUUGUUAGCAAUUUCACUCAGAAAUCCUACAUGCAUAUGUGAAUGAAGUGUCUUAAACAGAAGCCUGUGCUUUACUGUUAUUUAACAGGUCAAGUUAUGCCGUGCAAGAUCCUUUUUUUUUCCUUUAUGUUGGGUAUGUGUGCAUUUACACCAUUGUGUGUGUUACCUAGUAGCCAGAGUAUUUUGUUUUUCUAACAGCUGUACAAAAAUUGGUCUGCAUAACAGAAUUUUAUUGAAUGUAGCAGUUACUAAUAUAUUUAUGCCUAGUUUUACUUAUGUUAGGCAGUUAAGGGAAAAUAGGCAUAUUUAGGUUAGGCCAAGUUGCUAAGAUCAUUUUUUGUUCAAAUUACAAAUUUUGCAUAUAUUUAAUAAGGUGAUUAUAUUUAUAAAUAUUUUAAAGGAAAUUUGGCUUAAGCAUCUCAGACAAUUAAACAUGACAUACGUAAUAUAAAACACACACCCACACACCGAAAAUAGCCAAUAUAAUCACCAGGUACAAAAUCAGGAUGGCAAUUAACAAAAUUUACAAGUAGGAAUUUUGUAAACUUGCAACUUUCAAGAACACGCAACCAUGGGCACACACUAAGAAAACAAAGGUGCUAAAAAAUAUAUUAGUUUUCAUUUUGCCAACAGAGUUGUUAACAGCUGCAAUGAUUUAGACGAGAGGGGGUUGUGAAGGCCAAAACAAUCUGGAGCUUUGACGUGUAUGACAGACUAUAGGGAAGAUGGGACGCCACAAGUAUAGCGCUCAUCCUAUAACUACCCUUAGGCAAUUACACACAAAAUCACAAACAUGAUUUACUUAAUGCAGAAUAAUCACAUAAGAAAUUAAAAAAAGGUUUAUUCAGAUCUGUUUUUCAUCUUCAGGGAAAUACUUUACUGAAAAUGUCACAAACCAAUGUGCUAGAAACUUUAGUAUUUAAUGUUUGUUGAAGAUCCUUGUACAUACAUACACAUGCACAUACAUACUCAUGUGCAAACACAUGCUAACACAGAGGACAUGAUGGCAUUCCUGACAAACAGAAGAUUUAUAUAGAGCUAGCUCUAGCCUUACUUACUGUCUAGAAAUAUGAAAGCCAUGGUCAAGAAAAUUUGGAAGAGAAGAGCAAAUAUAAUGGCAGGAAAUUUAACUGAACAGUAAUAAGUGCAUAAGAGUAUUGUGCAAUCCAAUUAUUUUACAAAUGCUUAGAGGAAAUAGCUGUUCAAACUCCUGAUAUCAAAC